UUUUUCUUUCUUUAUUUAUUUACUUUAUAUCACCUGACUUUACCAUUUUAUAUAUUUAAAAAAAUAUGUCUGCGACAGAAUGGAUAUUGAGGAGAAGAACGAUUGCCAUUUUAUUAGGUAUCUUUCUUCUUCUUUCUAUUAUAUCUUUUAGUUCUAGAGUGUAUUCUCCUUCAUCUGAUAUUUUUGCUACUGAUUUUGAUGCUGAAACCACGUCUUCCUCUGACUUGUUUCCAACUGGUACCACUAAUGAAGAUGAUGUUGCCAAUGAUGAACCUGAAGCUGAAGAUCUAGUACAAGUAGAAACUAAACCUACAAGUGAAGAUGAAUUUAUUCCCAAAACAUUUGAUACUCCUUCUCAAAAUAUUCAAGAUAUGGUCAACAAAAAUAUUAUGAAACAUAAAAAGGACAAGGUGUUAUUGACUGCUGUAGCCAAUGGUGGUAUGGGCAAUUAUACUUUGAAUUGGAUUGCUUCUUUGGAACGUACUGGACUUGAUAAAAAGUAUCUUGUAUUUGCCAUUGAUCAAGAAUUGGUAGAUAUUAUGACUGAAAAAGGAUAUGGUGAACAUGUAGUGCAAAUACCUCAAGAUUGGUUCCAUCAAAAACUAGAUAGUGGUAUGGCUGAAUGGUUAGAUGUUCAUUAUACACCCAUUACACACUCCAAAUCUUUGGUGGUAGAACGAUUAAUGUAUAUGGACAUAACUGUAUGGUUUAGUGAUGUGGAUAUUGUAUUUACUUCAACCUCUAUCUACAAUUACUUGAUGAUGAAAUUGGACUCUCGUAAAUCAACUGAAAUGCUCUUUACUCAAGAAACUGAACAAAAAAUUCUCAAUUCCGGAUUUUAUGUGAUGCGUCCUACAAUAACAAGUAAACGUAUUUUGGCCGAUUCUAUUACUAUUCAAGAUCGUGAACCUAAAGUGACUCAACAACGUGCAAUGAACCGUGUAAUUGAUGAUAUGGAUUUGAAUUAUCAAAACAGUAAAGUGGCUCUCUUGGAUUUAUUCUUGUUUCCUCAUGGAAGAAUGUAUUUUGAACGACAAGUACCAGUAAAAUAUGGAAUGAACCCUAUGAUGGUACAUGCAAAUUAUCGUAUUGGUGACAAGAAACGGGAAUCCUUACAAGCGGCUGGUCUGUGUUUUGAUGGUAUAUGUCGUACUGUAGCUCUUAGUUUAUGUCCUCUCAUUGGUCAGUAUGAUGGCAUUGAACCUGUUUGUUAUUCUCGUAAUGUGGAUCUCGGUGGUAAUCUUAUCUUUCAACCUGCAACAUUGAUUAUUGACAUUGUAGCUAUUGUGAUGACAGCUAUUAUGAUUUAUCACAUUCGAUCGAAAUAUACUGCUGUUGGACGUAAAGAAAUUGUUAUGUUCUUUUAUCUUUAUAUGCUAUGUACUUUUAUGGAAAUGCUACUUGUUACUGGUAUUAUUCCCAUUUCAUCACCAGUCUAUCCCUGGUUCACUGCGAUUCAUUUGGGUCUUAUUAGUGCUACAUUUUGGUGUUUACUUUUAAAUGGUUUUGUCGGUUUCCAAUUUGCAGAAGAUGGUACUCCGUUAUCACUUUGGUCUAUUCGUAUUAGUUCAUUUGUCCUCUUUAUUGUUGUGGGUGCUAUUGCUAUUUGUACAUUUCAAAAUAUUUCACCUUUCUCUUAUUCAGCACCUGGUGCUUUAUGGGUCUUCUUCUUUAUUAUCAAUGGUAUCUGUUUCCUCAUCUAUGUGAUUUCUCAAAUCAUUCUUGUGGUGAAUACUUUGGAUGACCGUUGGCCUUUGGGUGAUAUCUUAUUUGGUACUGCCUUCUUUGUGAUUGGAUUCUUACUCAUGUUUGUGUUCUCAGUGGUCAUCUGUGAUCAAGUGAAGCAUUAUGUUGAUGGAUUAUUCUUUGGUGCCAUUUGUACUCUAUUGGCUGUGAUGAUGGUUUACAAAUAUUGGGAUUCUAUUACCAAGGAAGAUUUGGAAUUCUCUGUGGGUUCUAAACAAAAUGUAUGGGAAGUCAAGGAAUUGAUGAAUGAUGAUGAAUUAUCCCAUCAAUCCUCUUAUCAUAGUCAAACACCUUUGAAUCAACCUCCUACUCAUAACAACAACAAUAAUAAUAAUAAUGUUACUCCUCCUCCAUCCAAUUUGAUGACACCUCAACCUUAUGGACAACAAUACCAACAAGCGGAUCAUCCUCCCUUUUAACCCUUAGUCAUACAUAUUAUAUAUACAUUUUUUUUAUUUACUUUUAUUAUUUUAGUCAUCAUCAUUUCAUCUCUUCCCUUAUCUUUCUUUUUACAUAUAUAGUCACAACGAUUUUGUCAUCUUCUCCUUUCAUAUACUUUUAGAUUCUCCUUUUAUCAUCAAUAAACUACACAUUUGACUUUUU
Halteromyces radiatus is the source of this 2349-nucleotide messenger RNA. Its product is annotated as chitin synthase III catalytic subunit-domain-containing protein. The record is from RefSeq and is a predicted model, not a curated record. The transcript is spliced from 5 exons. The coding region runs from base 66 to 2165 and encodes 699 amino acids. Gene Ontology annotation, biological process: protein folding. Lineage: Eukaryota; Fungi; Mucoromycota; Mucoromycetes; Mucorales; Cunninghamellaceae. Gene Ontology annotation, cellular component: endoplasmic reticulum membrane.